Molecule: messenger RNA, 4324 nt
Organism: Salvelinus sp. IW2-2015
Lineage: Eukaryota; Metazoa; Chordata; Actinopteri; Salmoniformes; Salmonidae
Source: RefSeq, a predicted model, not a curated record
GGUUGAGGAGGGGUGAGGAAAGACAGGGGGUGAGGCUGGAGGAGUUGUUACAGGUUGGGGGUGUGUGUGUGAGACCUCUAGGCAGACACCUGGCCAUCUCUCUUCCCUCUUUACCUCUCAGACUCUGGGAUAUAUCCGACACACACACGACCCCCUUACACACACAUUCACCCUCUGACCCCCAACACACACGACCCCCACCCCCACAUUCAAACACUGACUCCCCACACAUGUAUACAGACCCUGAGCCCCCACACAAACAGUCUGACCCUCUGCCCACCCCCCCCUCAUCCCGCAGUCAGCCCCAUCCCUCCCCGCCCACCGCCUCUUCUGAUUGGCCCAAUCAAGUUUCCACCUUCAACACCAUCACAAGUCAUUGGUCCUCCUGGAGCUUGGACCGCCCAGAUGCCGUGGUUACGCCAUAUGACACACCUCCAGAUCGCUGCCUCCCCAUUAAGGCACACCUCUCCCACAGAAAAUACAACUCCCAGCCUGCACCUGCACAGCAUGAACCCUGUGACCCUGAGGAGGCAGAGUUAUCAGAGCUGGACUUCCUGUACCGGGCCAGUCUCCAGGCAGGAAGUAGAGGUGGCAGCCCGGCCGGGAGGCUGCAGUGUGGGGUAAGAGGGCCAGCCCGCUCCUUCACUCCCAACACCAACAUGGAGGGGAGUGUGUACCAGACUGACAGCAGCAGCACAAUGGUCCGCAGUCUGAGCGGCACAGUCGUCAACCCGCGUCGCCACCGUCUCACCGCUGCACGCAGCUUUGUGAAGCAGACAGAUGUCAGUGCCUCUGCUUACUUACCUAAUCUCCUCUGAGACCCUGUAUUGUUACACCAUCAUCACCUUCGUCAUCACCAUCUUCAUCAUAAUAUGUAUCUUCACCAUCUUCAUCUUAGUCAUCGUCAUCUUCAACUUCAUUAUCUUCGUCUUCAUAAUCAUUAUCAUAAUUAUCUUCACCCAGUCCUUUCAUGACCCCUUACCCUUCACCUCUGGGGCCUGUCCGUCACUGUUUUGUCCCUCCCCCUGCAGGAGAUGCCCAAUGGCGCGGGGAGUUUCUGGUGUCUGACGGGGGUGAAGCUGACUUCAGACCACUUAAGACAGUGGUCUUCAGACCACUGACGUGCCUCCUUAUGCAUCUACGCAACAGGCACCUCCGGGGGCAGCUCGCUGGGGUCCUUACUCUCCACACCGCUACAGGAAACUCGUAGGGCAGCUCUCCGGGGUCCUAACACGCAACACCGCUACAAGCACAUCCCACAUUGGACCUCUAGGGUCCUUACCCUCCACACCGCUACGGGGACCUCCCAGGGCAGCCUUCUAGGGUCCUAACCCUCCACAGUUCUACAGGCACCUCCCAGGGCAGCUCUAUGGGGUCCUUACCCUCCACACAGCUACAGGGACCUCCCAGAGCAGCUCUUUGGAGUCCUAAUACUCCACACCACUAAAGGCACCUCCCAGGACAGCUAUUUGCAGGUCCUUACCCUCGACACCACUAAAGGCACCUCCCAGGACAGCUAUUUGCAGGUCCUUACCCUCGACACCGCUAAAGGCACCUCCCAGGACAGCUAUUUGCAGGUCCUUACCCUUGACACCGCUAAAGGCACCUCCCAGGACAGCUAUUUGCAGGUCCUUACCCUCGACACCGCUAAAGGCAGCUCCCAGGGCAGACAUCCGGGGUCCUAACUCUCCACACCGCUUACAGGCACCUCCCAGGACAGCUAUUUGCAGGUCCUUACCCUCGACACCGCUACAGGCACCUCCCAGUGCAGACACCGGGGUCCUAACUCUCCACACCGCUACAGGCACCUCCCAGGACAGCUAUUUGCAGGUCCUUACCCUCGACACCGCUAAAGGCAGCUCCCAGGGCAGACACCCGGGGUCCUAACUCUCCACACCGCUACAGGCAUCUUCCAAAGCUGCCCUGCACCUCACCCAUUGCCAUGAUAGGGGGUUGGUCUAGGACCCCCCCCAACCCCAAACACACACCUCUCCCCACGUCCUUCCCUCAGUGGUCUACUAACCUCCCUCUACCCCCAUCUCGCACCCUCCGCCCUUCUUCAACUAUUCAGUCUAUGCAGUCAUUCUUAGUCCCCCUCAGCAGGAAUUACUCUGAAACCCAAAACAACAAACUCACCUAAUUACACUUCUAGCUAGCUAGCUUGCGACCUGCUAGCCUGUUAGCCUCCUAAUAUAGUCUGACUCUGAACAUUAUCCUGCUAGCCUUCCCCUCUUUGGGUCUAUAAAGGAGGGAGUAGAUUAGCUAGCCUGGGUUAGCCUAUGAUCUCCCUGCUUUAUCUGCCCCAAUCAGAGGGGCUCUGGAACCUUUAGGUGACUGAAAGAUCCACAGGGGGGGGGGGGGUUACCGAUAAGCCACGGCUUAUUCCUUUUUCUUUAUGGGCAUUUCCUGUCUGAUGACAGCACAGCACACCUGGAUAUGUUGUUUCCAAGGGAACCCCAGGACUAGUGCAUACGUGCCUACAUAGCUCCGUAUAGACUGAACUCUAAUAAUAACUAAAGUCAUGUACAGAAAAACGAUAUAUGAAACCUGUAUGUUAUUAAGACCUUAUGGAAUGUUCAUACUAAUAAUGAUAAUAAUGAAGAUAUUGAUAACUUUAGUGGUGACUCCUGGUCCUGGAUUGAGUGACCUUCACAAGUGUUCAGCUGGAGGUCACCUGACUGACCGUUGUAACGGCUAACGCUGCUCUCCCAUUUCUAUCGGGAGAAACUACCUUGCUUUUUCCUUUAUUUAUUUAUUUUUUACAGAUAACGGUAGCUAAAUGGAACAAACUUUUGCACACCUGAUGUAACGUGAGAGAGGGAGAGCUUUGAUAGAGCGAGGGUAAGGGAAGUGUGUUUGCUGAAGGGUACUUGCUGAAGUGUACUUGAUGAAGGGUAAAUGUAAUCUAAUUUAUUUGAGGCCUCAGGUUAACAUGAUUGGUUCUUGGUUACUGAGAUUCUCUAUCUUCUUCUGGACCUUUCCGUUCAGUUCUGACCCUGAUGUUACUCAGAUAUGAAUGGUGAAACACUAUAUUAUAAAUAUACUUCAUAUAAAUAUAUGUACUGUAGGUAUUAGAGAUAUAUUUUAAGGCCAUGCCAUGAUAUAUUUUUAUCAUGGCACUGUCUCUCAUCCUCCAGUUAUAACAGGGUUAUUUCUCUGACUUACCCCUAACUGAAUAACACUGACAUGUCUUGAAAAUGUUAUGAUAUGAUUUAACCUGCUGAACAUGUUAUAACAUAUGUACAUAUAAUAUGUAUGUAUAUACAUAAUAAGUACAUACAUUUAAUACAUUAUAACUAAUCCCUAUUUGGAGACCAAUGGCCAGUGCAGAACGAGAUCUAGACAGAACUGAUAAAUGAUUGUUGUAUCUAAACCAAAGGUUGGCACUUAGACAAAGAGACAGCUCUCUGUCUGUCUUUAACAUUGUGAUUUACAAAAAAAAUGUAUUUAUUAAUUUGAUUAUUUUGUUGCUGUUGUUUGUGUUGUGGAUGUUGGAGAAUGUAGCCAACUGUAGCGCAUGAGUCUGCUAUGCAAAUCAACCUUCCCUCCUGACCCUUGACCUCUGACCUGACAGAUAGGAAGCAGGAAGUGGACACGCCCACGAACGGACGCUUUAUUUACGAAUUUAAGUCAAGAAGAUACGUGAUUAAAUGCUGCUGUUGAACUCUGUACUAAGUCAUAGGCUCGAUCCCAAAUGGCACCCGUCUCCCUAUGUACUACACACUACUUUUGGCCAGAGCCCUACAUAGGGAAUAGGGUGUGAUUCCCAUUCGCACCAUAUACAUACAUAGUACUGAAGUGGUUCACUAUGUAGUAAAAAGGGAUAAUGUAUACCAGGGGUAUUCAACUCUUACCCUACGAGGUCCGGAGCCUGCUGGUUUUCUGUUCUAACUGAUAAUGAACUGCACACCCCUGGUGUCCCAGGUCUAAAUCAGUCUCUGAUUAGAGGGGAACAAUGAAAAGAACACAGUGGAACUGGCUUCGGGGUACAGAGUUGAGUUUGAGGGCUGUAUACUAUGCUAGGAACAGUCAAUGGACAUUCAAUGCAAAGAGAGAGUGGAAGAAAGAGAGCGACGAUGAUCGAAAGAAAGUACGUAGAGAGGAGAUAAAAUUAUGUACUGUAUGUGUGUGAAAUAGAGAUGAUGUGAGGAUGAAAGAGGGCUAGGAGUCGUUUUUAGAGAGCGAGUUGUAUGUGUUUGUGUGCGUGUAGGGUGUUUGUGUGUGUUGGUACUGGGUAUCAUUGCUUGGCGAACGAGGGAAAGAGGGAUCCUGUAUUUUUGCAAUAAAGUUAUUACCACUGCUCUCUUAAUGGGGCGUAACCACU